Molecule: messenger RNA, 2283 nt
Organism: Bombina bombina (fire-bellied toad)
Lineage: Eukaryota; Metazoa; Chordata; Amphibia; Anura; Bombinatoridae
Gene: ZBED1
Product: zinc finger BED-type containing 1
Biological process (GO): regulation of transcription by RNA polymerase II
Cellular component (GO): nucleus
Molecular function (GO): DNA binding; protein dimerization activity
Source: RefSeq, a predicted model, not a curated record
AGUGGAUGCAGGAAUCGACCGACAGACAUGUGGCUCCUGAAUGUCAUACUGCCAGUGCUGUGGGUCUAUUAUAUCGGGAUUAAAGUGCUUCUCCAGCAGCUUUUCAGCCGACGCUUCACAUUACCAGCAGGUAUUCAUUAAUGAAUGAAGAACUAGCUGAAGGCACAGCUGAUAACCAAUGGAGAUUAAAAGUGCUGAAGGUUUGCAAGCCGGACCAGCAGGUUCACAGUUAGACCUUAAACUAGUUGCUCAUCCGAGAGCAAAGAGUAAAGUAUGGAAAUACUUUGGGUUUGACACCAAUGCUGAAGGAUGUAUAUUACAGUGGAAAAAGAUUUAUUGCCGUAUAUGUAUGGCUCAAAUAGCCUAUUCUGGGAAUACCUCCAACCUUUCAUAUCACCUCGAGAAGAACCAUCCGGAUGAGUUUUGUGAAUUUGUAAAGAGCAACACUGAACAAAUGAGAGAAGCGUUUGCAACAGCUUUCUCUAAAUUAAAGUCAGAAUCUUCCCAGCACAUUGUUCAGGAUAAUUUAAUAAUGAAAACUAGCCAUAGCUUUGAAAACAAAAAACAAAUAGAACUAACAUCUGCUGUAAUUAGCCUUAUUUGUGAGGGCAUGUUCCCUGCUUCUAUUCUAGAUGAACCAACAUUUAAGUCACUUUUAAAAACAGCAGAUCCAAGGUAUGAAUUUCCCAGCAGAAAGUACAUAUGUACCAAGGUAUUGCCUGAGAAGUAUAAUGCUAUUAGAGAGAUUAUUUUGAAGGAGUUGAUUGACAUCCUAUGGUGUGGAAUAUCCACAGAUAUGUGGAGGAGUGAAAGUCAGAACAGAUCACAUGUGACGCUCUUUGUACAUUUUUUGAGCAUUAGUAACUCUAACUAUUUGUUUUUAAACUCAAGAUGUUUAAAAACCUUUGAAGUGUCAGAAGAAAAUAAAGGUGAGACCAUAACUCGUAUCCUAUAUGAAGUCUUUAUUGAAUGGGGAAUCAGUGCAAAAGUUUUUGGUGCUACAACAGAUUACAGUAAAGACAUUACAAAGGCAUGUUCCCUUUUAGAUAUCCCAGUAGAUAUGCCAUGUUUAGGGCACACUUUAAACAUAGGAAUACAACAAGCUUUUCAGCUUCCAAAACUUUGUGGACUUCUCUCCAGAUGUAGGAAACUCGUUGAGUAUUUUCAGCAAUCCUCUGUUGCAAUGUACAUGUUAUGUGAAAAACAGAAACAGCAGAGCCUUUUACCAUGUAUGCUAAUAAGCGACCGUGUUUCUUGGUGGGGAAGCACACUUGCAAUGCUACAUCGUCUUAAGGAACAGCAGUUUGCGAUUGCAGGUGUUUUGGUGGAAGACAGUAAUAAUCAUCAUCUCAUGUUAGAAGCCAAUGAAUGGAAUACAAUUGAAGGUCUAGUGGAUCUGCUGCAGCCGUUCAAACAGGUGGCUGAAAUGUUGUCUGCAUCGAAAUAUCCCACAAUAAGUAUGGUUAAACCACUAAUUCACAUGCUGCUUAAUACAUCACUAAAUAUUAAGGAGACUGAUCUAAAAGAAAUAAGCAUGGCCAAGGAAGUCAUUGCUAAAUCACUAUCCACCACCUACCAACAGACACCAGAAAUAGAUAUGUUUCUGAAUGUGGCAACGUUUUUAGAUCCAAGGUACAAAAAGCUUCCAUUUCUUUCUGCAUUUGAACGUGCACAAGUUGAAAAUAGGGUUAUAGAAGAGGCGAAAAGCCAUAUAGACAAAGGGAAAGAGAACUUUCAAACUGAUGACAAAGUUUUUGCCAUGUCAGAAGAACCACCCAUGAAAAAAAUAAUGGUUUCAUCUACUCCUCCUCCAACAAGUAGCAUAAAUAAUAUGUUGGCUGCAAUUUUUUGCCAAUCAGGAGCACCUGAAGACCAAGAAGAAUGGAAUGCCCAGGUUGUUGAGGAGUUGAGCAACUUUAAAUCACAAAAGGUUCUUGGUUUAAAUGAAGAUCCUCUCAAGUGGUGGUCUGAUCGCUUGGCAUUAUUUCCUCUUUUACCAAAAGUUCUUCAAAAGUACUGGUGCAUUUCUGCAACAAGGGUCUUUCCAGAACGUCUUUUUAGUUCCUCAGCAAAUGUUAUAAAUGCAAAAAGAAACAGAUUAGCACCAGCUCAUGUGGAUGAGCAGAUAUUUUUGUAUGAGAACAUGCGCAAUUGCUCUGAAGCAGAGCCUGAAGAUGAUGAUGAGGGAGAAUGGGGCUUGCAGCAAGAACACUUUUUAAUUUAAGUGACCCCAGUAAUGUUGGAAGCAGUUUUCUGUUCAAUUAAAGGCUUUAAAUUCAUGUA